AUAUGGGCUGAUGAUGAAAAAAAACUACACAGAGUACUUAAACACCAAAGAGAGGUUGAUAUACUAUGUUGGUCACCUUCCAUCUCCAAUAUAAAACUUCUUGCAACAUCAACAAAAGAUAAACAAAUAUCUAUUUGGAAUGCAGAUAGUGGAGAAUGUCUACAUACUGCUAAUCAAUUAUCUAAACCGAUCAAAUAUAUUUCCUGGCGUCCAGAUGGUGAAUGGAUAGCGUAUGGUUCGACUGAUUCGGUUGUAAGGUUCCUUUCAAUAAAGGACGAUAUUAUCACUCUUAAAAAAUCCUAUUCUGCUCCAUUUGCUAUCAUUGGCUUGGAUUGGAAUUGCAACAAAAUCUUUAAAUUGCUUUGUAAAUUUUUCAUUUCUAAAUAUGAUUUAUUUGUAAAUUAUAAAAAUUACGAAAAUUAUGAAUGA
Entrophospora sp. SA101 is the source of this 429-nucleotide messenger RNA. NCBI's taxonomy places the organism in Eukaryota, Fungi, Glomeromycota, Glomeromycetes, Entrophosporales, Entrophosporaceae. The record is from the annotation of a GenBank genome assembly.